Pseudovirgaria hyperparasitica is the source of this 1596-nucleotide messenger RNA. RefSeq names its product general substrate transporter. The record is from RefSeq and is a predicted model, not a curated record. Gene Ontology annotation, cellular component: membrane. Gene Ontology annotation, molecular function: carbohydrate:proton symporter activity. The coding region runs from base 1 to 1596 and encodes 531 amino acids. Gene Ontology annotation, biological process: carbohydrate transport; transmembrane transport. The transcript is spliced from 4 exons. NCBI's taxonomy places the organism in Eukaryota, Fungi, Ascomycota, Dothideomycetes, Acrospermales, Acrospermaceae.
AUGGCAGAGAAGGCAUUCGAGGUCAAUGAGCGUGUUGAUGCCGAAGGUGAUGGCCGAACCAAGGAGAUCCAGGUGCACAGCGUUGCCCUGACCGCGGCCGUGGAGGCGCAACCGCCCAAGCUAUUGUCCAAGGGCAUGCUGAAGUUGUACUUUAUCAUGACAAUUGGCUACCUCGUUUCGACGCUGAACGGGUUCGAUUCCUCCCUGAUGGGCUCCAUCAACGCCAUGGAGUCGUACCAAAAGACAUUCGGUCUUAGCGGCGCAGGAUCCUCGACGGGAAUCAUAUUCAUCGUCUACAAUCUCGGCCAGAUCGCCGCGUUCCCGUUCUGCGGCUUCUUCGCCGACGGAUAUGGUCGCCGCGUGUGCAUCUUUGUCGGGUGCGCGCUUGUCCUCGUCGGCACGGCCGUUCAAGUUACAGCCCACGGAACCGGCCACUUCAUCGCCGGCCGGUUCAUCCUGGGCUUCGGCGCCUCCAUCGCGUCUGCCGCCGGACCGACGUACACCGUCGAGCUCGCCCAUCCCGCAUACCGCGGCUUCAUGGCCGGCAUGUACAACAACUUCUGGUGGCUAGGCAACAUCCUCGCCGGCUGGACGACCUACGGCACAAACCUGCACCUGGGCCACUCCUCCUGGGCAUGGCGCCUCCCGACCCUCGUCCAAUGCAUCCUCCCCGGCAUAACAAUGAGCCUCGUCCUCUUCUUCCCCGAAUCCCCCCGCUGGCUCAUCAUGCAAAACCGCCACGCCGAAGCCCUCGCCGUAAUGGCCAAAUACCACGCCCCGGACAACAACCCCUCCUCGCCCAUCGUCCAGCUCCAAUACCAAGAAAUCACCGCCGACCUCACCGCCACCACCACCCACGACUCCUCCCCCUGGUACGACUUCUCCGCCCUCUACAACACCCGCCCCGCCCGCUACCGCCUCGCCCUCGUCAUCGCAAUGUCCUUCUUCGGCCAAUGGAGCGGCAACAACGUGGUCUCCUACUUCCUCCCCCAAAUGGUCCUCCAAGCCGGCAUCCGCGAUCCAAGCACCCAACUCCUCAUCUCCGCCAUCAACCCGCUCUUCAGCAUGCUCGCCGCCAUCCUCGGCGCCUCCCUGCUCGACCGCCUCGGCCGCCGCACAAUGCUGCUCGGCGGCCUCGCCGGCGCCCUCGUCGCCUACAUCCUCCUCACCGCCUUCACCGCCCGCACGCCACACAACCCGGACCUCGCCUACGGCACCAUCGUCUCCAUCUACGCCUUCGGCAUCUUCUUCGCCUGGGGCUGGACGCCGCUGCAGACGCUCUACGCCGUCGAGUGUCUCGAGACGCGCACGCGCGCAAAAGGCUCCGGCCUCAAUUUCCUCUUCUUGAAUGUCGCUAUGAUGGUCAAUACGUAUGGGAUUAGCGUGGGGAUCGAGCGGAUCGGCUGGCGGUUGUAUCUGGUGUAUAUUGGGUGGAUUGUGGUGGAGAUGGGGGUUGUGUGGGGGUUUUUUGUCGAGACGGCGGGGCAUACGCUUGAGGAGUUGGGGAGGGUGUUUGAGGCGAGGAGGCCGGUGGAGGCGAGUUUGCGGAAGGUGAGGGUGGAGCGAGCCGUGAGGCCGGGGUCUAUAAAUAUAUAA